Cuscuta europaea is the source of this 2139-nucleotide messenger RNA. The record is from the annotation of a GenBank genome assembly. Lineage: Eukaryota; Viridiplantae; Streptophyta; Magnoliopsida; Solanales; Convolvulaceae.
GUAUCGUUUCUAUUCGGUUAUUCCGGUCGUAAGCUAUAUUGCUUUCUUCGUUUCCAGCUCCUCUUCUUCUCCUUAGGUCGGACGCAGCUUACACCUCGCCGUUCGUCUAAUAUCCGCGCCGUUCGUCUAAUAUCCCCGCCGAGACAUGGCGAAGAAGAAGGAAAAGUCGGUCAACGUAUCUGGGAAGGCCAAGCAUUCUCUCGAUGUCAAUAGAGAUGCCAGUGGAACUAAGGGCGGCCGCAGCGCCGCUACUGUGCGGCGGAUUAAGAUGUACAAGACUAGGCCUAAGCGUGACAAAAAGGGGAAAGUGUUAAAACACGACUUGCAAUCCAAGGAACUUCCCUCCACUCGGAUUGAACCAGAUCGCCGAUGGUUCGGCAAUACACGAGUAGUAAAUCAGAAACAGUUAGAGUUUUUCCGUGAAGAAUUGCAAAGUAAAAUGUCAAGCAGCUACAACGUAAUUUUGCAGGACAAGAAAUUGCCUUUGUCUCUUUUAAAUGAUCAUCAGAAGCAAUCAAGGGUGCAUCUUCUUGAGACUGAGCCUUUUGCUGAUGCAUUUGGUCCUAAAGGGAAGAGGAAACGGCCAAAGCUCAUGGCAGCAGAUUACGAAUCACUGUUAAAGAAGGCAGAUGUUCUUCAAGAUUCAUUUGAUGAGAAGCACAGUGCAGGCAACCACAUGGAAGAAAAUGAAGAUGGGAUUAGAGACGCUGUACGACAUACAAUGUUUGAAAAGGGUCAAAGCAAACGCAUAUGGGGCGAGCUAUACAAAGUCAUAGACUCCUCUGAUAUUGUUGUUCAGGUAAUAGAUGCUAGAGACCCACAAGGUACAAGAUGUUACCAUUUGGAGAAGCAUUUGAAAGAAAACUGCAAGCACAAACAUAUGAUCCUUCUCCUGAACAAGUGUGAUUUAGUUCCGGCUUGGGCAACUAGUGGAUGGCUAAGGGCUCUGUCCAAAGAAUAUCCAACAAUAGCAUUCCAUGCAAGCGUCACAAAGUCCUUUGGCAAGGGACCCCUGCUGUCAGUAUUGAGACAGUUUGCUCGGUUGAAGAGUGACAAACAGGCAGUAUCCGUGGGUUUUGUUGGAUAUCCUAAUGUUGGAAAAUCAUCAGUUAUCAACACACUUCGGUCAAAGAAUGUUUGCAAGGUAGCUCCCAUUCCUGGAGAGACUAAAGUAUGGCAAUAUAUUACACUUACAAAAAGGAUCUUCUUGAUUGAUUGCCCCGGUGUUGUUUAUGGAAGUAAAGAUUCUGAAACAGAUAUUGUCUUGAAGGGGGUGGUUCGUGUGACUAACCUGCAAGAUGCUUCUGAGCACAUUGGUGAGGUGCUAACCCGUGUGAAAAAGGAACAUAUCGAAAGAGCAUAUAAGAUAAAGGAAUGGGAAGAUGAACAUGACUUUCUUCUUCAGCUAUGUCAGGCAACAGGCAAACUCUUAAAGGGUGGGGAACCUGAUGUCAUGACAGCUGCAAAGAUGGUACUCCAUGAUUGGCAGAGAGGAAAGAUACCGUUCUUUGUACCGCCCCCUAAAACAGAAAAAGGGGCAGAGGAGGAACAAAAAGAUGUCAGCGGGGAGGAAAAAGAAGACGAAUCAGUAGCAGCGAGAAAGGCUAUUGCGGAUGCGUUGUUAUCAUCACAACAGCUAACUGACAUUCCUGUUCAGAAGGAUCUGUACAGUGAGAGUGAGUUGCUGGGUGAGAGUAGUAACCAGAAGAGACUUCCUGAUAAUGAAUGAGUCCUGUCCUGCCACCCAUUGAAUUGGUUCUAGCUCAGCAUAAGUUUUUAUUUUUGGAUUUCCUUUAUUUGAUUUCUGCAAUUCUCAUUUAUUAUUUUAUGAUUUUAUCUAUAAACUGAUUGAAGCAUCUUAUGUGGAGAUCUUUAGGUUAUUAAUAAUUUAAUACAUGAAAUUUAUGUUUCCCAUUUUGUUUGUGGCUUUUGAUGAGCACUUCCCCAACAUCCUAUCAACGAGAAGAUAUUUCAAGUAUAUUUCAAGCUUUGAACUGGGAAGGAAAGGAUUUCCAUUUUUCCGCCUUACCACUAGGCUGUGUAAUCAAAAUGAUACAAAAAUAUCAAAAUGACUGUUGAACAUGUUUCUUUCUUUUCUCCUUAAAAGUGAGUUUAUUCCAUAUUUAUAUAAGAUUUGAG